GGGGCCGGGGGGCCGGAACGGGGCGUGGAUUCGCCGCCGCCGAGGGCCCGGGGCCGGACCGGACAGAGGGACGGAGAGACGGCCGCGCCGGGGGCUGCCCGAGCCCAGGCCCAGCUCCAGCCCCCGCGCCAUGGCGCUCUGGGCCCUGGUCUCCAAGAUGCCUCCCGAGCAGUUUCGGGAUCUGUUCCGGGAGUUUCCGCAGCGCCUGCGCCACCUGCUGGCCGAAUGGCUGGAGAGCCAGCCGUGGGAGUUUCUCGGAGGCUCGGACGCCUUCUGCUGCAGCAUGGCCAGCGCCCUCCUCUCCGCCAUGGUCCAGCGGUUGCAGGCGGCCGCAGGAGAUCAGGCCGAAGCCAGACAGAUCCUCCAGCACGUCAGCCACCUGGAGACCAUGUAUCAGCGAGACCCCCUGAAACUGGUGGCUACCUUCAAGCUGAUCCUCCAGGGGGAGAAAGCAGCAGUGAUGAAACAGUUCAACCACCUGCCCCUGACCUUCCAUCGGAAGCAGGAAGAGCUCAAGUUUGGAGUGGCACUGGGGCGGCUGCGGCACCGAGUGCGAGACAUCCGCGUCGCUGGGCAGACCUUGCGGCAGCGCCAGGAUCCUGUGCCAGGUUGUCUGCAGGGUGUGAUGGAAACUCAGUGCCAGGGGCUUGAGGCCCUGUUGCAGGAGGCCGCGGCCGAGCUGGAGAACGCCAGAGACCUGGUCCUCAGGCGGAUCCAGAUCUGGAAGCGCCAGCAACAGCUGGCCGGCAACGGGGCCACAUUCGAGGAGAGUCUGAACCCUCUGCAAGAAAGGUGUGAGAACCUUGCGGAUGCCUUCUCAGAGCUGCACCGGGAGCUGAGUGAAGCCAGCAGCCACUUAGAGCCCGAGGUCCACACUGCGCUGGCUGCCCGAAUGGAGGAGGCCCUGCGCUGUCUGGUCACCGGUUGCUUUCUGGUGGAGCGACAGCCCCCACAGGUGCUGAAGACUCAGACCAAGUUCCAAGCCACCGUCCGUUUCUUACUGGGGGCCCGGCUGCUGGGGACCCCCACCGUGACACCAUUGGUCCGAGCUGAUGUCGUCACGGAGAAGCAGGCGCGGGAGUUGAUGCAAGCUCAGGGAGCUGGAGCCCCCCACCCGGAGAGCACAGGUGAAGUCAUCAACCACACGGCCCCCCUGGAGCACAGCGUCCCAGGAAACUGCAGCUCAGCUGUCUUCAAAAACCUGCUGCUGAAGAAGAUCAAGCGCUGCGAGCGGAAGGGCACCGAGUCAGUGACGGAGGAGAAAUGUGCCGUCCUCUUCUCCGCCUGCGUUACCCUUGGUCCCAACAGCACCUCCUUCCGUCUGCAGGCCCUGUCUUUGCCCCUCGUGGUCAUCGUCCAUGGGAACCAAGACAACAAUGCCAAGGCCACGAUCCUGUGGGAUAAUGCCUUCUCAGAGAUUGAACGGGUGCCCUUCGUGGUAGCAGAGCGGGUCCCAUGGGAGCGGAUGUGCGAGACCCUGAACCUGAAGUUCAUGGCGGAGGUGGGCACAGCCCAGGGGCUGCUCCCCGAACACUUCCUUUUCCUGGCGCAAAAAAUCUUCAAUGACAACAGCCUGAGCGCCGACGCCUUCCGGCACCGUGCAGUGUCUUGGGCCCAGUUCAACAAGGAGAUCCUGCUGGGCCGUGGGUUCACUUUCUGGCAGUGGUUCGACGGCGUCCUGGAUCUCACCAAGCGCUGCCUCCGCAGCUAUUGGUCAGACAGGCUCAUCGUUGGUUUCAUCAGCAAACAGUAUGUCAACAGCCUCCUCCUCUGCCAGCCUGAUGGCACUUUUCUGCUCCGCUUCAGUGACUCUGAGAUCGGCGGCAUCACCAUUGCCCACAUCAUCCGCGGCCAGGACGGUUCCGGGCACAUCGAGAACAUCCAGCCCUUCUCUGCCAAAGACCUCUCCAUCCGCUCUCUGGGGGACCGGAUCCGCGACCUGGGGCAGCUCAAGAACCUCUACCCCAAGAAGCCUAAAGAUGAGGCCUUCCGGAGCCACUAUAAGCAGGAGCAGAUCGGAAAGGAUGGCAGAGGCUAUGUCCCGGCUACCAUCAAAAUGACUGUGGAGCGGGACCAACCUCCCCCGACUCUGGAGAGCCAGUUACCCGCCAUGGUGCCCAUCCCGACCUACGACAUCCAGCUCACCCCUGACCCAUCGCUGAGCAUGCAGCUCAGGACAGAGAUGACCCCAGCCUACUCGUCGCCACCAGUGCUGAGCCCGUACCCGACGGAGGAACUGUCCAGAGGCCUCUCCCCUUAUCCCGACCCCACUCAGAGGAUUGCGAUGCCCUGCGAACUGAACCAGAUGAAUCUGCCAUAUGACCAACCAAGUCAUGGGGAGUUGCUGUGUCCAUUGGCCCCUGGGGAUCCUGCAGGACCAAUGUGCUCAGACACUGAGAUGGCAGAUGUGUUUGCCCCAGAGACCUGGGGGAACACUGACCAGUUUCCGCUGAUGGCCCCUUCGGAGCAGGACCUGACACAGCUGCUGCUGGAGUCGGGGGCCGCACAGCCCCCCUUGCCCCUCCCCCAGUAUGGGCCAUCGGGCCUGGCUUCCCUGGACCUGAGGCCGAAGCCCAGCUGGUGACAAGGGUGGCCCAAGCACACUCCUUCCCCCCAUCCCCUUCCGGCAGAGAAAAGGACGGUCCAUGGAGAGAGUGGACAGUGGCAGCCUCUCUCCUUUGGGGAAACAAGGGACCUGUCUCCCUAUACUGCUCCCUCCCGCCCCCCGAGCAGACACCCACAACCCAGACCUGGGAGGAGGGUGGGGGAAAGAGGACCCGGAGAGGACCCACCCCCUUUGGGGGUGGGGGGGCAUUCCAAACAUGGGCUGCCCAGGCAUCCCCAAAUGUACGCAGGCUUCGGAGGUGGGGGCUUAGGGGCAGCCUGGUCUGGUUUCAUACAGAUUAAAACUUUAUGGUAUAUCCUGA
Molecule: messenger RNA, 2927 nt
Organism: Ornithorhynchus anatinus (platypus)
Lineage: Eukaryota; Metazoa; Chordata; Mammalia; Monotremata; Ornithorhynchidae
Gene: STAT6
Product: signal transducer and activator of transcription 6
Exons: 22
Coding region: 131-2584 (817 amino acids)
Biological process (GO): defense response; regulation of transcription by RNA polymerase II; cell surface receptor signaling pathway via JAK-STAT
Molecular function (GO): DNA-binding transcription factor activity, RNA polymerase II-specific; RNA polymerase II cis-regulatory region sequence-specific DNA binding
Source: RefSeq, a predicted model, not a curated record